Stereum hirsutum FP-91666 SS1 is the source of this 1806-nucleotide messenger RNA. RefSeq names its product WD40 repeat-like protein. Gene Ontology annotation, molecular function: protein binding. NCBI's taxonomy places the organism in Eukaryota, Fungi, Basidiomycota, Agaricomycetes, Russulales, Stereaceae. The record is from RefSeq and is a predicted model, not a curated record. The transcript is spliced from 8 exons. Bases 1 to 1806 code for a protein of 601 amino acids.
AUGGCGAGCGACGAUGAAGACACGGAGACUAUCGGCGAUGGUGACUUUGACGACUACGAGGAGAACGAGAUUGAUGAGGAUAUCUUAGACGCGAUAGAGGCCGGGGCUGACGAUGCUAGCGAUGGCGACUCAAGUCCGCCCAGACGGAAGCGUUCUCCUUCCCCUGCUGCAAGGCGAAGAGCAGCUCUUCGCACCUCGAUAUUUUUUCCGAAGUCCUACCAGGUGGAAGCUAUUGCUGCUCUUCCACAUCCAGUGCCCACGCACGCACUUGCAGCUUCCCCAUGUAUGUUGCACCUUCUGACAGGUUCCGAGGAUGGCUACGUGCGCGACUACGACAUCUUUAGUGCCGUCAACGGCAAGGUUUUUCUAUCUGCUCCUCAAAGGCAUCAUGCAGGCGUUGUGGAAGGAAUUAUGAAGGCGGGCCAGAUACGGUCGUGGUGGGAAAACCCUGCUGGACCCGGAGAUGGAGGCGACUCGGACCUGUCUCCUGUGCAUAGCUUAGCCAUUCACUCUGACGCACUAUGGGGUCUGGCUGGAACCAAUACAGGUCAUGUGAACCUUUUUACUGUUCGUCAUGAGCCUGGCCGUCACAUCACAAGUUUGACAGGCCACCGCGGCCCAGUGUCAGCCUUGUCACUCCAACACGAUGAGAAGGGGUUCUUCUCGGCAGGAUGGGAUGGUGAUGCCUUGCAAUGGGACCUAAACACCGGUCAAAUCGUUCGUCGUCUCACUGCACAUGGAGCACAGCUAGCAGCACUAGCAGUUCGACCUCUUGCUUCUGAUUAUCCCCAACUGGCUCAGGGUCCUCUAGUAAACAUCUCGGUGAAUACUCAGGCUGUCUCCGAGGAUACGAAACCAUCUCAGCUUCCUUCGACUCAAGCGAAGACGGAACCGCUUGUGACUGACUUACCUACAAACCUUGGCGGUGGCUCGUCCGCCUUACCCUCCAGUUCCCAGCAGCCUCAUCAGCAGGCCCCUGCUCCAGACGUGGAUUCUAAAUCAGACGCAUCUUUCGAUCCUCUUUUCGACGCUGAGCCUGACGCCGAUGGCGAAGCUGACACCUUCCGAAUGGUAGCCUCUCCAACUCCGGAGAUGAAACUCUUACCACAGUCGCUUGCCAUGCCUGCCUCCAACUCUGGGCCUGCAUUGCACCUUCCGUCGACAGGACCUCCUGUACAGACACCUCAAAGGCCGGCUCCCAUGCCGAAAAAUGCCCCUCCUUUGCUAGACCGUGUCUCUUGUGCGGCCUAUUCUCCGGAUAUCUUGAUGACGGCUGCAAUGGAUGGCCAAGUUGUCCUUUGGGAUCUGCGUGUCUCCGUUCCAGGCCCAGGCCGAGGAGUUGGACGACUUUGGAUGAGCGAAAAGACGCCGCCAUGGUGUUUAUCCGCAUGUUGGUCCGUGAAUGGCGCCCAACUGUACGCCGGCAGAAGAAACGGAACUAUUGACGUGUGGGAUGUGCGACAACUUGGGACUUCUGGUCCGGCCGAGGUCCCCCGCCUUUUGAAGACGUUGAAGAACCCCAGCAGCUCUGGAGUCGUCAGCUGUGUAGCGGCGUUCCCGGAUGGGCGACACAUUGCAUGUGCAUCCAACGACAAUAUUCGACUGUGGAACGCUGCAGAGGCUGGGGAGGGCGAGACGCGAGGGAGGGUGCAGUUUAAGAUUAUUCCAGGACAUCAUGGUGGAAUAGUCUCACAGAUGGUAAUUGAUCCAGGUGCACGCUUCCUCGUGAGCGCAAGUGGGAAUAGGGGUUGGCACGGGGACGCUACCCGCACGGUUUUUGUACAUGACAUUAAGACCAUCCUUUGA